AUGAUUGGGCAGUGGCAUGCCUGCUCGCGAUCCAUGGCCCCGUGCCAAUCUCUCUGGGCUGUGUGCGGUGGCACGGCUGUACCAGCCCGACACCAGCACAGCGCCAGGCUGCCCUUGCUAAGACAGAGCACUUUCCCAGAGGGCAGCAGGACCAUCAAGCCCUUCACCGAGAUCCCUGGGCUCUGGAAGAAUGGGUUGGCCAACCUCUACACCUUCUGGAAACUGGAUGGGUUUAAAAACAUUCAUCGUAUCAUGCUCCACAACUUCAACACCUUUGGACCCAUUUAUCGAGAGAAAAUCGGGUACUAUGAAAGUGUGAACAUCAUCAAACCAGAAGACGCAGCCAUACUGUUCAAAGCAGAGGGGCAUUACCCCAAAAGACUGAUGGUGGAGCCCUGGAUGUCCUACAGAGAAUACAGGAACCGCAAACGUGGUGUCCUACUCAAGGAUGGAGAGGACUGGAAAUCCAAUCGGGUAAUACUGAAUAAGGAAGUGAUUUCCCCAAAGGUACAGGAGAACUUUAUUCCCCUGUUGGAUGAGGUGAGCCAGGACUUUGUGGCACGAGUCCAGAAAAAGAUUGAAAUGAGUGGAAAGAACCAGUGGACCACUGACCUCUCCCAUGAGCUCUUCAAAUAUGCACUGGAAUCGGUGGGCUCGGUGCUAUACGGGGAACGCCUGGGGCUACUGCUGGAUUAUAUUGACCCCGAGGCCCAGCACUUCAUCGACUGCAUCUCUAAGAUGUUCAGGACCACCUCGCCCAUGCUGUACAUCCCUUCUGGCCUGCUACGCCGCCUGGGAUCCAGGGUGUGGAAGGAGCAUGUGGAGGCCUGGGAUGGCAUCUUCAACCAGGCUGACCGCUGUAUCCAGAACAUCUACAGACAGCUGAGUACACAUGGUAGUGGGAAGAAGUACCCCGGGGUGCUGGCCAGCCUGCUGAUGCUGGACAGGCUCUCCAUCGAGGACAUCAAGGCCAGCAUCACUGAACUCAUGGCCGGAGGGGUGGACACGACCUCCAUCACCCUGCUAUGGACCCUGUAUGAGCUGGCCAGAUACCCCGACCUGCAGGAGGAGCUGAGGUCUGAAAUCGCCGCGGCACGGGCAGCUUCACAGGGAGACAUGGCCCAGAUGCUGAAGAUGGUGCCUUUGCUCAAAGGAGCCCUGAAGGAAACACUGAGGCUACAUCCUGUUGCUGUUAGUCUGCAAAGGUACAUAACUGAAGAAAUAGUGAUCCAAAACUACCACAUUCCAGCCGGGACCUUGGUCCAGUUGGGCCUGUACGCCAUGGGCCGGGACUACCGCACCUUCCCCCGGCCGGAGCAGUACGAGCCCAUGCGCUGGCAGCAGAUGGACACCCGCCACUUCCGGAGCCUGGGGUUCGGGUUUGGCCCUCGGCAGUGCCUCGGCCGCAGGAUCGCCGAGACGGAGAUGCAGCUGUUCCUGAUACAUAUGCUGGAGAACUUCAGGUUCGAGAGGCAGAGACAGGUGGACGUGAGGAGCACCUUUGAGCUCAUCCUUCUGCCUGAGAAGCCCAUCAUGCUGACCAUAAAACCACUUUCGGACAUGAAGUGA
Messenger RNA from Megalops cyprinoides (Indo-Pacific tarpon), 1569 nucleotides. RefSeq names its product cholesterol side-chain cleavage enzyme, mitochondrial. The record is from RefSeq and is a predicted model, not a curated record. The transcript has 9 exons. Gene Ontology annotation, biological process: cholesterol metabolic process; C21-steroid hormone biosynthetic process; cortisol metabolic process. Gene Ontology annotation, molecular function: oxidoreductase activity, acting on paired donors, with incorporation or reduction of molecular oxygen; monooxygenase activity; heme binding. Gene Ontology annotation, cellular component: mitochondrial inner membrane. NCBI's taxonomy places the organism in Eukaryota, Metazoa, Chordata, Actinopteri, Elopiformes, Megalopidae. The coding region runs from base 1 to 1569 and encodes 522 amino acids.